AUGCCCAGAACUACACGGGGACAGCUACGAGACGGCUUCCACCCGAGGAGGAGCACAACUACGGACGCCACCCUUGCUGGAUUCAUCCGUGCCCCGAUCACUGGGGUCCUAACCGAGGUACCUUUCAUCUCCGGAGGAACUGUGCAGGCGUUGGCUGGAGGAAGCGAACCCAUCACCAACACCCACCAGCUGAUCGGAAAGUUUCUGGCACUAUCCCCCCAAAGGCCGAACUGCGUGGAGCACUGCGACCGGUUCUACAAAUGGCUCCUGGGCAAGAACGUUGCCGGCACCUUGGUCAACAACAUUGUCGAGGCGAUUGCCGAGAAGGUUGAAGUUAUGAUGACUGGAGUCUACACGCCUGAAGACUUCGACAAUUAA
Molecule: messenger RNA, 378 nt
Organism: Ectocarpus siliculosus
Lineage: Eukaryota; Phaeophyceae; Ectocarpales; Ectocarpaceae
Source: the annotation of a GenBank genome assembly